AACCCGCUGGCCAAAAGAGAGUCGGCUCACAAGACACAUCGAAUCCAAACAUCAUCUGGUCGGGUAGUCUUCAUGCAUCAACUUUUAGCUUCAAUUUAUCGGUUGCUUAAGGUAAAAUACGAUUGAAAAUUUGUAUCCAGCUAAUGCAUCACCAACUAUAGUUUCAAACUGUACUGAGCGUUUUGACUAUCUACUUGACAAUAUAGUUGGCAAUGUGCAAUGGAUCCUGAUGUAACUCCAGAUUUGACAUUAAAAUUUCUUGCUUUCCACGCUACCGUGUCUCCAAGCAAUUCAACAGGACUCAGCUUACUUCAUAUCUCAUGUAUAAAUGGAGACCUUGAAACAUUGAGUAUCAUUUUAAACUGUAGCCCUAGUCAACUCGACACGUGGAUUGCAUUAUCGAUUAAAACACAUAACGAAGACUCCCUCCUGCCAGAGGAAUUAGUCAAGAAAUCUCAAGAUUCCUUGAAACGUCAACAGAUGUCGCACAUGUUGAAAAAGGCCUCCGGUGAAGAGCGCCCAACGUCAAUGAUUCAUGCAGGAGCGAAGCAUGGCAACGUCCAUCACAUUAAAAUGCUAGUGAAACUUGGAGAGAGAGUGAAUAGCUUAUCCAGUAACCCAGAGGAUAAGGCUGCUUCUCCUCUGAUUAUUGCGAGUGCYCAAAAUAAAAGCGACGUCGUAGAGUAUUUACUGUCUCACGGAGCCAACGUUCAAAUCACAGAUUCUCAGUUAAACAUGGCCAUCCAUGCUGCUGCUUCAAUUGGCAAUGCACACCUACUUUCACUUCUCAUAGAUAGUGACAGCGAUGUUAAUGCAAAGGGGUUUCGCGGAAAAACACCUUUGCAUUUUGCAGCUUUAAAUGGRCAYACUGAAGCUACCAGGCUCCUUUGCGAGAGUGGUGCCGAUGUGAAUUCUCGUACAGUKUUUGGGGAUAGUCCUCUGACUUGCGCAGCAAAGAGUCCGAACGUUGACAAUAUGAAGGUUCUCCUCGAAAACGAAGCCAGCGUCCAUGACCGCAAUUCUAUUGGCUACAAUGCCUUGUUUUACGCAUCGAAGAAUGGUUUCAUCGAUACUGCUAAACUCUUGCUUGACAGGGGUUGUGACGUCAACGCCAGGUCACGUGUUCGAGACACUCCUUUGACUAUCGCAUGUGGAAUUCCUGGAAAUAACAAGAUGGUGGAGUUUCUUCUCCGACGUCGAGCUGACAUCAACCUCGCUGAUAGACAAGGCAGRCAAGCACUUCACCACGCGGGGGAUCCAGAUAUCGUUGAAUCUCUUCUYAGACAUGGAGCUGUUAUUGAGUCAAGAGAUCUCUAUGGUUUAACACCUUUGUUGUACCUUUGUAGUGCAGAAAACCCACAUAGUAACACGGACGUAGCCAAAAAGCUCAUCGAGAUGGGAGCAUGCGUUAACUCUCAAGAGGUUCUUAGUCUUUAUUCACCGUUACACCAUGUCUGUACACACCAUGAUCUAGACAGAGAAGUCGUCACGAUGUUACUGGAUAAAGGGGCUAACGUCAACGCCCUUGACUCUGAAGGAGAAACGCCUUUGUUCUCUGCAGUUAGAAAUGCAGAUGUUAAAUUGGUAGAGCUCCUUUUACAACAUGGAGCCUCAGUGAAUAUCAAGAACGAUUCACAAUUGACGCCAAUCGGUGUUUUCUCUUCAAGUUCCACUCAAGAGGAGGAAGAAAUCGAACUGAUGAAAGUUCUAAAACCGUACCUUAUUAUGCGCCACUGUACUAARAACAAUUUUUAGUGAUAUUGCUCUAUUCUUGUCUCAAAGACGAGAAUGACAUAAUAUAAAUUAAAGACAGCCAAUCAUUGGUACAUAAGGAGAUAAGAUAUAUCCUGACUAUUUGAACUCUCAA
Molecule: messenger RNA, 1867 nt
Organism: Exaiptasia diaphana
Lineage: Eukaryota; Metazoa; Cnidaria; Anthozoa; Actiniaria; Aiptasiidae
Product: putative ankyrin repeat protein RF_0381
Exons: 2
Coding region: 220-1755 (511 amino acids)
Molecular function (GO): protein binding
Source: RefSeq, a predicted model, not a curated record